AUGACAGAUUCUGUUUUAGAUAAAUUACCUUCAAAAGUAUUUUAUAAAGAGUUGACUGGUGACAGAAGUGACAUAAGUGACGGUAAGUAUUCUAUUGUUUGUGAAAGUAUUACAACAGAUUCACCUAAACAGGGAAAAAUUAAUGAAAUUUGCAAGAAACUUAGACAAAAUAUAUACUAUUUAGAAAAUGUUCGUAAAGACGAUUCAUCAAUUUUCGAUAAACAUUGUUAUGAUUUGAAUUACUGGUUAUAUGAUGAAUUAUCUAAAGAACCCGAUGAAAGUAAUACAAAAAAUAUUCAUCCUUUUUUUGAAAAAAUUCAAGUAAAGUGGAAAAAUAUUAAAAGAGAAGAACAACCUCAGAAUAGUGGUAAAAUAUGUGAACCCAAAUCCGAACCUUUUAAAACAGGAUUAUUCAAAUGUAUUAAAGAAUUGCUUGAUUACUUUGAAAAUUUUCAAACAUUUAAAACUGAAAUGGAAACAGAGCAGACAGAAAUGAAGAAGAAAGAACCAAAUAAAUAUUGCGAGUAUAUUAAAAAAUGUGUUCCAUUAUAUUUUACGUUUAAACAACUAUGUAAACUAAUAAAAAAUGAGAUAUGCACAAAAUAUUUACAAAAUAAUGAUAGUUAUGAUCCUACACAAUUGUUGUCUAAAUUAUCAUGUGUGGAAGGAGGCAAAUAUGAAGUUAAACUUGAUGAUGGUCUCGUAAAAGAAAUGAUAACAACAUAUCAAUCAAAUUUCGGUAAUCUGCUUACAGGUUUUGGCAACAUUCUCCCAGGUUUUGGUAGUAUAAUCCCAGGAAGUCUUCAAGGCAUGUUUACGAACUCUAUAUAUAAUUUAAUGCAAAAGGGAUUUGCAGAAAAAUUACAUCCUAUGCGGGUAUAUUUUACACGGAAAAUUUCCAAAAAUAUGGGUUACCAUCUCUUUUUGGUCUUGGAUGUAAAAUCAAAAUAUAUAUUAAAAUAUGUGCAUUUUAAAAAAGAAUUAAUAAUUUUAAUAAAAUACAUACAAUUGUGA
This is a messenger RNA of Plasmodium cynomolgi strain B, 1014 nucleotides long. Its product is annotated as CYIR protein. The coding region runs from base 1 to 1014 and encodes 337 amino acids. The transcript is spliced from 4 exons. The record is from RefSeq and is a predicted model, not a curated record. NCBI's taxonomy places the organism in Eukaryota, Apicomplexa, Aconoidasida, Haemosporida, Plasmodiidae.